AUGACUUCCUCGACGCCCCCGGAACAGUUACCAGACCUAGACUCCAGCGAGGUCACAUACCCAGGCUCUGAAAUAUUACCCCAAGCAGCCCCUAUAAAUCCGCAAGAACUCAAAUACGAUAAAUAUGGCAAGAAUCGACAAGGAUGGCGGAGAAUUGUUGUCAACUUUGGGCCUUCAUGGUUCACCGUGACUAUGGGCACUGGCAUCACGUCUAUUCUGCUACAUAACCUACCUUAUCAAGGGCGAUGGAACAAUCCCCGUUGGACUCGCUACUAUAAUCAACAUGAUAGUUUUUAUAUUGUCAUGGCCAUGUCCUGCAACCUUUACAUCCCCCAUUGUAUCAUGCGCACCGAGGGUAUUACACUCGAACAAACAAACCCAACAUGGCUUUUUCCCGUCAUCGCUGACAUUGUCGCAUCUGGCACUGGGGCUAUAGUAGCCAAUGUUCUUCCCAACAACCAACACGCUAUCUGGACUGUUGUCAUCAGCUAUAUUCUCUGGGGAACAAGUGUACCCAUGGCGGUUCUUAUCCUGGCAAUGUUCUACAACAGACUCAUGAUUCACGAUGUGCUCCCAAGCCAAUCUGCUGUGACAGCCUUUAUCGCCAUCGGACCUCUCGGCCAAGGCGCAGCAGCCAUUCAACUACUCGGCAAAGUUGCUCUCAAGAUCUUUGAAAGAAACGACUUCAUCCCCAUGGCACCCAUCGCAGGACAAUUCUUCUAUCUUACCGGCAUCCUCACAGCCCUUAUAAUGUGGGGAUUUGCGAUUGCUUGGCUAUUCUUCGCCCUCGCCACCAUUGUCAGGCGUGAAUUCAAAUUCAGUAUUUCCUGGUGGGCGUUUACUUUCCCUCUUGGGGUCUUUACAGUUUCGACCACUACUUUGGCGCAAGAGCUUCCUUCGCGAUUCUUCAAGGUCCUUGGAACUGUAUUUUCGGUCGUUGAGACUUUACUUUGGAUCAUGGUGGCUUGCAGGACUAUCAAGGCGACCUUGAACGGUGAACUCUUUCAACCACCACCGCUUGAGGCGUGGGAGAAUAAAGUGGUGGAAACGGUAGAGGAUGAAAAGGUUGAAGAUUCUCCCGCUUAG
This is a messenger RNA of Fusarium graminearum PH-1, 1086 nucleotides long. RefSeq lists its product as uncharacterized. Gene Ontology annotation, molecular function: sulfite transmembrane transporter activity. The record is from RefSeq and is a predicted model, not a curated record. Bases 1 to 1086 code for a protein of 361 amino acids. Gene Ontology annotation, biological process: transmembrane transport; sulfite transmembrane transport. Gene Ontology annotation, cellular component: plasma membrane. NCBI's taxonomy places the organism in Eukaryota, Fungi, Ascomycota, Sordariomycetes, Hypocreales, Nectriaceae. The transcript has 4 exons.